This is a messenger RNA of Octopus bimaculoides (California two-spot octopus), 1526 nucleotides long. RefSeq lists its product as uncharacterized. Gene Ontology annotation, biological process: extracellular matrix organization. The record is from RefSeq and is a predicted model, not a curated record. Gene Ontology annotation, molecular function: extracellular matrix structural constituent conferring tensile strength. NCBI's taxonomy places the organism in Eukaryota, Metazoa, Mollusca, Cephalopoda, Octopoda, Octopodidae.
CUGAGGCCUGAACCCGGCAGCCAAUCGACAUUGAUUAAGAGUCAGCGUUAUUCUACUUACUACACUCUACUUCCUAAAGUAGCUGAAUCCUUGACAAUUUCAUCUUGUCCUUGGUACGAGCCAUUGGAACAAGUGGUCUCGGAGAGUUCUAUAAUCUCAACAGGCCGGUGUGCCUUUUUCCCAUAUUCUGAGCAAUAUGGAAUAGGGAACAAGAACAACAACAAACCGGCAAUUUUGGGAUAUAAGGAAUGACAAGAACAGGUGAAUAAGAAAUAGUAGUUAACAAUAAUCAUAAUUUUUUUUUUUAUCAAAAAAAAAAAAAUUCUUAAUAGAUAAUAAUGGAUGGCCAAAUUUCAAGACUUGUCAGUGGACAAAGUACUCAAGUCUGGAGACGUUUUAAUAAACCUUACACACACUUUCUGGAACUACUGAUCCUGCUGGUUCUUUGUUUUUCCGGAACAUAUAGUGCCAAUGUAGCUCUGCCACCAGGCUCUGUUGAUCUCCUCGAGGCAGUGAACAUUCAAAGUCACACUGGAAAAGCAGACAACAUUGUAGCUGAUACAGGCUUCUGUCCACAACGGGUACAAUCAGAUGGUGGUGAUCCGGAGAAGGGUAUCCCUGAUGUAGCAUACUAUUUUAGUGCUGAUUCCAACUUGCUUAGUGUUAAAGCUGAAGAUGUCUUCAAAGGAGGUUUUCCAGUAAACUUUUCCAUCUUAGCCACAUUCAAAGCUGAUGUUGGAAACUCUGCUAAUUUAUUUACUCUUUAUCACAAUGAUGAUGCUAGGGAGCAGCUAUCACUGAAGGUUGGUUCUGAGAUCCGACUGCUUUACAGUGACACCCAGAAAUCUCCAGAACCAGAGUAUUAUCCAACUCUGAAGAUUAAUCUGACCGAUGGCGAAUGGCAUCGUAUCGGAUUCAGUGUGAAAGGUGAUGCUGUCACAUUCAUCUUCGACUGUGAACAGGACAAGACUUUCCAUUUGCCACGAAAGUCCAAUCUUGACCAUCAUGGUUUGGUUGUUAUUGGUAACCAACUGCUAGAAAGUGAAUACUACAGUGGAGCCAUUCAAGAUCUAUUGAUCGUCAAUGAUUCUGCAGCUGCCUACGACCACUGCCAAUACUACUGUCCAAGCUGCAAUAAAGCCUUUCAAAGUCGCAGCUUUGGUAUAUCAACAGAUAUUGAAGCAGCUGGCGCAAAUGCUGCAACUACUAAUGUGGUUUCGGUUCCAGAUGAUGGAUCUGGUGGUGGUUCAUAUGAAACAAAUUUUAGGGUAUAUUAUGGUCCUAGAGGAUCCCCAGGCCCCAGAGGUCCACCGGGUAAAAGUGGAGUCAAGGGCGAUUCGGGAUAUCCUGGACGUGAUGGUCUCCCAGGUGCAAAUGGAUUACCUGGGCCCCCUGGACACGUAUUCAUUAUACCUUUGAACUGGGACGCUACAAAAGGUCCAAAUAACCAGGCUGAUAAUUUGAGGUCAAUGCUUAGUCAACAUAUGGUAAGUAACUAAUACAUACACAACAAUUGUUUUAUUCAU